UGCUAAACCGUUCAGUGAUUUAUAAACUAACAGUAUUUUAAAGUCUGUUUUCUGAGCUACAGGGAGCUACAGGUGUAAGGACUUUAUAACUGGUGUUAUGAGCUCCAUCUUCCUGGUUCUAGUCAGAACAGCAGCAGCAGCUUCUCAAUCAGCUGCAGCUGGAGGAUUGAUUUGUUAGUCAGACCUGUGAAGACGCUGCUAUAUGACCAGCCAUCACACUAACAACAGCGUGUAUAUUUUGCAGUAAGGUUCAGUAAAUGUGUGUGUGUGUGUGUGUGUGUGUGUGUGUGUGUGUGUGUGUGUGUGUGAGAGAGAGAGAGAGUGUUGGGUGUGUGUGUGUUACAAUGUUGUUGCUUUAACAAGAUUAGAUUGCAAGCUAACAUUACGUCAGGCUUUCAUCAGGUCAAAGGUCAAAGGCAGGAGUUUGGGAGAAGUAGAGCCUCAGUUUCAUUCUUUCAUCUCUGAGUCCAGAAGGAUGGACGGAUGUCAGAUUUUCUCUCUGAUCCUGUUCUUUCAUGAAAUGUUUUCCAGUUUUUUUGAGCUAAUUUAAAUCAGUUUGUGUUUAAAUCUGGAGAUUAAAGCAGCUUCCUGUAAUCCCAUCUAAGCUCCGCUCCUUUCUUCUUCUUCUCUGCUGACAGAAACAAACUUCCUCACUCCGUUAGAAGAGCUCCUGAGGUUUAAAUCUGUUUUCAUCAUCGGUUAACUCGGCUUUAAUCGCCCGCAAACAGCCGCACAUCCGCCGCCGGAGCGCCGCAGCUCCAGCCUGAUGAGUCGCCAUGGUGACCUCAGGACCACAUGAAGGGAAAACCACACACGCCUUCAAACGCAGCAGCGCUACCUGCUCGGCUUCACAGGUGUGUUUUAAUCUCUCUGCGGUCUCUGUGGUGUCGGGUUUCAAACGGCCGCCUCACCUGAGGCCUUCCAGGAAGGAAGCGAAGGCGGCGCUGUCCCGCCGACUGAUGCGGUCGAGCUUCAAACGCCACGCCAGACUUCUGAGGCUCUGCCGGCUCAGCGGAGAUGGAUCAGAGGUAGCGCAGCGCUAUAAAACCCCACGGCUCCUGAAGGCAGCGCAGCACUCACCUGGCUGGCUGGGAGAGAGGAGGAGAAGAUCCUGAGGAAGAGGAAUAGAGCCUGAGGAAGAGGAGUGUUUUCAGAGGAAGCUUGGGCUGAUGGAUCACAGGAUGUGGAUCUAUCGCAGCUUCCUGUGCGCGUCGCUGGUCUGCGGUUUGGCGCUGGACUCCAACACCAUCCGGUCGUCCAAAGAGGCGGUGCUGCAGAGCGCCGAGCAGCAGAGGGGAGGCUGCAGUAACAGAGCUCAGAGGAGACACUCCAACACCAACCGACAGCUGGACCGACAGCAAGUCAAAGACAGAAUCACAGACAGCUUCAACAGAACCAAAGCUCCAGAGAUGUCGAGCUGCGUCCGAUCCGGGGACUGCGCCGCCGGGCUCUGCUGCGUCCGGUACCUGACCGGGAAGCGGUGCCAGAGGAUCCCGCUGGAGGGCGAGGCCUGCCUGCUGCGGGGCGCCACCAAGCGCCGCCGCAACCUGGGCCGCUGCGACUGCGCCGCCGGGCUGGCGUGCGCCGCGGCGGGCGGCGCCGACCAGACCAGCAGCAAGCGGCAGGGUGUCUGCGUGGUCCGGUCCGGACCGGCCCAGAGGAAGACCAGACACUCCGGCCGGAAGAAGAAGAGGACGGCAGAGCGGAGCUGCUGAAGGAACUGAGCCGCGGCUGGGGUCCAAACUGAGGCCUGGGGACCGUGACCGGGCCCUCCAUUCAACCUUAUGGACACUGUCUUCUUCUCCUCUUUAGGGAAAACCCAAUAAACGUUCACAUGAGCGGCUCAAAAAAACUGGAUCAGAACUCAGAGUGGACCCAAAUACCUGAUCUGGUUCUGACUUCAUCUCCCUGCAGCAGUCUGCAGGCGAUCUGGUCCAACAUGGCAGAACCAGAGCUGAACCAGAACCUUUUGGUUCCAGACGGACCAACCCAUGAAGCCUUUCUUCUGUUUCCAGUUAGCAUAAAGCUAAGAUGUUCUGAUCCGGAUUAAACACAGUGGUUCUGUUCUGUUCUGUUCAGCAGAACGGCUUUGCUCCAGCAUCGGCCUGGUUCUGGUUUUGCUGACCUGUAAAUCUGCAGGUCGGACCCAGAAAGGAAACCGGAACCAGAACCUCGGGUCCAGGCUGAAACUGCGGAGGGAACUGUUCUAAAACAACCAACCAGAACUCAGCUGGGGGUCAAAGGUCACCAUCUGAACAUAAACUGUGAGAACGUUCGUCCCGGUUUCAGAUGAACAAAUCGAGGUUCUGGUGGUACCGGGGAUACUUUCCUGUCAUUCAGAGGUCAAAGGUCACCUGUAAAUAUAGAAAUGACUCGUAUCAUCCUGUUGAUAUUUUUCUGAUUAAAUCUCA
Molecule: messenger RNA, 2411 nt
Organism: Poecilia latipinna (sailfin molly)
Lineage: Eukaryota; Metazoa; Chordata; Actinopteri; Cyprinodontiformes; Poeciliidae
Product: dickkopf-related protein 1
Exons: 3
Coding region: 1170-1715 (181 amino acids)
Source: RefSeq, a predicted model, not a curated record